UUUUCUACGUCAAACAUAGCCAGUUUGACUUCGACUGCCGUGUACAGAACCCGCGGCUGGAGGAAAAAGUUUCAGGAGGAAAGCUUGUGACCUCAUCUCGCGGGCACUUUCGUCGGCAGCGUCUGGUGGUUUCCAGCUGCGUUCGCUUCUGCAGGCACGUGCGACGAUCGCGCGCGUUGGCGCGCGCAAGCACCACCGUGCGUAGUUGCGUUGAAGCCGUAGCCGCUGAUUCGCAGAUUGUGUUCAGUGGUGCGCGUCACAUAGAGCGUGCGCAGGCGCUGCUGCCUCAGGCUGACAUAUUGAAGAAGGGCAUGGCUGCAACAAACCUAGCCCGUGCGGCCACAACCAAGCCUGCCAGCAAGGCAGUCAACUUAGACCAAUUUGACCCAACACAAGUUCAACUGCUGGAAGAGCAGUGCAUUCUAGUCGAUGAGCAAGAUCACGCACUUGGAUCAUGCAGCAAGAAAGACUGCCACCUGAUGGAGAAUAUCAACAAGGGGUUCUUGCACAGAGCCUUCAGUGUCUUUUUAUUCAAUUCAAAAAAUGAGCUACUGUUACAGCAACGAUCUGAUGCAAAGAUAACAUUUCCAGGUCGCUUCACCAACACCUGUUGCAGCCAUCCCCUCCACAUACCAGAUGAGUUGGAGGAAGCAAACGCUCUGGGUGUCAAGAAAGCAGCACAGCGUAGGCUUUUCAUUGAGCUUGGAAUCGAUCCGAAAGAGGUGCCUGUGGAUGAGAUACGGUACCUGACACGCAUCCUCUACAAGGCUCCCUCUGAUUCUACGUGGGGGGAAUAUGAGGUUGACUACAUCCUAUUUGUGCAUAAAGAUGUAGCCAUCAAACCCAAUCCCAAUGAAGUGAAGGAAUCGCUUUAUAUAUCCAGAAAGGACAUAUUACACUUCAUAUCCUCACUUGAAGUACAAGGCCAGGUGAUAACACCGUGGUUCAAGCUCGUGGUGGAGAACUUUCUUUUUGAGUGGUGGGACAACCUGCACAACCUUAGCAAGUUUGAAGACCAUGUGACCAUACACCGUUUGACAGCCAAGACCUCCUAGCAAUCUUUCACAUUCAAUGAACCAGUCUCUGUGAAGGACUUUUUAACCGCUCGGAUACCUCACCCCGACUGUUGUUAUUACUGUUGCACCUGUUUUUAUUUAUCUUUAUAAGGUUUGUUAUAACGUGAUUCAUCUGUUCUGACAAUGAAUACAUGCUGGUGCUUAAAUUUUGAUAUGAGUAGUAAAGACCAUCUAGAGCCAAGACGGUUUAUUCAGGUGGAUUCUGUAGAAGUCAGCAAGUUGGAGGAAGAUCCACGAGUAGGAAAUUUGGCACCUGCCUGAAAUUAGCACAUGGCUAUUCAUAUCAGCUUCCUUUGUAGCCUCAUGCUAUAUCAGGUGGAUGGGUAACGUGUAGCCAAGACACUGGAAGCGAUUAAAGCUGCAUUUCGAAGAGACUCAGCAGCACCUUUGUCAAAGAAGCCAUGCCUUCAUAUCUGUGGCUUUUCAUAUCUUCUUAGCAACUGCAGCGGAUAGAAGCCAAUGCACCCUAUGACAUACUGCGUCCUCCCAUUCAGUAUAUGUGCCUCCUGAUGCAAACGUUUUGACAAAAAAUUAUGAAGGACAAACAUUUGGAAAUGUGAACAAGUGUGUGGCAAAACCCCUUUAAAGAAAAUUGUCUUUCGGUUUUAUUAGAAGUCUCUUUUGUUUCAUUUUUUCUUAGAGGAGUCGCGUAACUUCCGAUGUGCAACUUUGAGCUAGAAAAAUCAUGCUUUACCAGUGCAACGCUACAUUCACGUUAUUGUCUCCCAGCCACUCUACAUCUGCCAGAAGGAAUGGGCUUGGUAAGAAGUAAAACAGCUGGCACUUGUUCUCUGACAUAAGGAAACGACCAUUUUUUUUUUUUAAUAUGUCAACAGCAUGAGUUGCACUUCCAGAGGGACAGCUGGGGAUGACUGUCAUGAUUGCAUGGAGACCUCUCCAUGUACUUAAUGCAGUGCAGCUACGACGUACAGCAGCAGUGCUGUUCUGACAGUUCGACAUUGCUAGUCUAGGUAGUUAGAUGUACAAUCACGAGCAAAAGUCUAGAGACCACAGAAGCCACGAAAAAUUUCGUUAUUCAUAGCCUAGGCAUGCAGGCUGAAAUCAAGUGGUACAGUCUAUGUGCGCCUGUUCUACCAACAUAAUGCAUUGAGAUAAUUUCAUGUUGCAUGGCUACAGUAGAUGAAAUUUUAAAUUUUUUGCUGAUGCGGUGAUCUAGACUUUUGAUUCCGACAGUACAUCAUUGGGAGAGUCCACUGCCCCACCUUGCACUUGACCAUCUGAUUGCUGCAGAUGAACCGUCAGAGUGCAUGUUGUGCAUUUUGUUAAACUAUAAUCCCUAUGUAAUCUUGUGUAAGGUUAUAUUUAUGCCACUGAGACUUAUCCAUCUUAGCGAUAGUUUUUUUGGAUUUGGGCCGUGGCUUGUAAAACCUAACUUUUCUAACCAAAGACAUGUUAAUUGUUUCAAGGUGAGCACUCGCUGACUUCAUGACCUGCAGAACACAUAACACUGCACACCUGCGUUUACCAGUGGACAGCGGGUGGCUCUCAACAGUUGUGAACCAUCAAUUUACACUGAGCAUAGCUCUCGGUGUUUUGUUUGGUAAAAUAAAUAGUUGUUUGCACUUGCAGGCCAUUUUAUUAUGUUUCCAUCUAUCACAUUGUGUACGUGAUAUGAACUCGGUGGUUGCAGAUACGGUUAGUUGUACACUUCUUCCGGUAUUCCGGUAGCAGAUCAUUGUUAUAGGUAUUUAAAUUGAUGAUCAUGAGACAUUACGAGUAUCUUGACCUGGCCUCUGCUUAUGUGUAUCAAAAUCUCGGGCGUAGUUUGGAGGUGAGUCAGCUAUUUUUUUUUUUUUGUUCAGCAAUGCUUUUCACAUACGUACCUGCUUGUCCCACCUUAAAUAAAGAAAACUACUGUUGUGUAA
This is a messenger RNA of Dermacentor silvarum, 2962 nucleotides long. It is a transcript of the gene Idi, whose product is annotated as isopentenyl-diphosphate Delta-isomerase 1. The coding region runs from base 312 to 1055 and encodes 247 amino acids. NCBI's taxonomy places the organism in Eukaryota, Metazoa, Arthropoda, Arachnida, Ixodida, Ixodidae. Gene Ontology annotation, cellular component: cytoplasm. The transcript has 6 exons. Gene Ontology annotation, biological process: isoprenoid biosynthetic process; isopentenyl diphosphate biosynthetic process. The record is from RefSeq and is a predicted model, not a curated record. Gene Ontology annotation, molecular function: isopentenyl-diphosphate delta-isomerase activity.